Messenger RNA from Pyrenophora tritici-repentis Pt-1C-BFP, 1077 nucleotides. The record is from RefSeq and is a predicted model, not a curated record. Lineage: Eukaryota; Fungi; Ascomycota; Dothideomycetes; Pleosporales; Pleosporaceae.
AUGCUUCCUCAAGAUUAUACUGGACGUAUCCAUCGAGAUACUUUCAUUAUCUCUACAUCAGUAUUGCUGGCAAUAUGCUUGCUGUCCAUCGCUACCCGCUUCAUCAUACGCUUUCGUAUGCAGAAGCAGGGCUUCUCUGUCGAUGAUGGCUUCUUACUUGUCGCUCUCGGUCUUCUUCUCUGCAGUAUCAUCAUCAUGUACUGGCAGAUUAUGGAUCGCAUGUAUCUCAUUGUCUCGCUACAGCGAGGUGUACCAGGUAUCGUUCCACCAGCAGACUGGAUGCAAAUCUCCUUCCACUUCCACAAAUGGGUAACCAUCUGCGGCAUGUUAGCUUGGACCUGUGUGGUGGCUGUCAAGUUCAGCUUUCUGUACUUUUUCAAGAAGCUGAUUGAUCGGCUGCCGGCAUUGAACUACUACUGGUGGUUCGUGGUGACGUUCAACAUUGCUUGUCUGGGCUAUGGAAUUGCGAUUUGGUAUAUUGGGUGCCCUUACUUUUUCGAUCCGAGAGAGCACCCAGUCCUUGCCAUACCUAUUUGUGUCAUCUGGAAGAUCAAGGUCCAAUGGUCCCAGAAAGUUGCACUCAUGUCAUCCCUCUGUCUCACAGUCUUCAUGAUGGCAACCACAGUGACCCGUCUCGCCGGCCUCAUCUACAACGAAAUGGUUGAUACCAUAUGGGAGAUUUACUGGGCGUUGAUCAGCGCCGAAGUCGGUGUCUUCCUCGCAGCUGCAACCGCCUUCCGCAGCUUUUUCGUCGCGCGCAAGGCCAGCAAGAACGGCACGCCUCAGCAACAGGCGCAACGCUUCUUCUCCGCCUCUUUCGUUGCCAAGUUCAAUCGCAAGAAGAGGAGUACGCUAGACGAUUCGAUGGAUUCGUCCAAGGAAAGAGGUGUCUUUGGCCUGCCUCGUGUUCCUCGUCCACAGAUCACUGGUCUAAGGACCUUCAUCGAUGACCAUGGUAGGGUCCAGCCUAUCAAGAGUGGGUCCAUGAGCUCUACUGUGUGCGGGACCGACGACACAAAUUCGAUGAGCUCUUCUUCUAUCAAGAAGGAGUAUACGAACGAGACGAGCCAUUGCUAG